CAGUAUUGCAUCACAGUACCAGCGAUCAGCUGUGACCCAGCUGACCGAGAUAAACACAGUACUAUUCCACUGCAAUGCAUAUAUGAACGCAUUCUCGUUCAUACAAGUAUCACCCGUACACUAACGCACGGGCAAGCCGGCGGGCAAGGUUCGGGGGAGGUGACAAUUGCUGGCCGGUUGGAGGCGGCGGCUAGUGUCAAAAGUCGAUUUGAUAUCUGAUAAGAUGUACUUUGACCAAAAGCAAAUAUUGUUAUCAUUUUGACAGAGAUAGAAUCGUUAGUCGCGACAAGUUUGUCAUUCCAUGAAGAAAGGAAGCAACGUGGAGUGCGUCAUAAGAAAAAAAGACAUUCUUCCUUAUUCUUCCGUAUACCAGCCUCCUUCCCGGCCUUUACAAGCCCAGCGGACGGCACAUGACUUAUUUGAAACUUCCAUUUCUCUUCCAAACUUUUAUUAAUUUUUGAAGGAGUUCAAACCUUAUAUUGCUGUCACCAAGAACAGCACCAAAAUAAGUGAAACAACUACAUGUGACUAUUCAGACUGCAUUGCAAGGAUAAUGUACGCUGGACAUCUCACAAGCUUCCAAAGGUUAUUUCAACAACUGGACCACCAAGGAUCUGACGGUCUGGCAGUAUCGAACAGAGGUCGAAGUGUAUUCAUCCUCAUUGUCAUACUUCGAACUUGUGUCAUCGAGUUGUGCACAGAAUCAUUUCAUGACCUUACAACUUUGAGUUGUUUCUACUCGACCGAAGUCCGCACAAAAUAUCAAAGGAGGUGAUUAAGGACUCCGAAAGUGUGUACGGGUCAUCGUCGACCUCGAACACGAUCUGAUCUUAUUUUGAGCUCGAUUAAGGUGACAAUGACGAGGCGUAGCGUCCCGACGUCGGUGCCCGAGGGCGGCUGGGGUUGGAUCGUUUGCCUGGCCUCUUGCUGGACGAAUGGAGUCGUGUUCGGCGUCAUCAACUCUUUCGGUGUCCUCUACGUGGUCAUGCUCGAGCUCGAAGGGGCCGAUGCUUUCAAGACAUCAUGGAUCGGUGCGGUCUGCGCAGGACUCACAUUCUUCAUGUCCCCUUUCGCCAGUAUCAUCACGGACAAACUCGGUUGCCGACCCGCGGCUGUCAUAGGUAGCGCCCUUGCUCUUGCUGGUGUCCUAGCCAGUUCGUUCGCAACCAAAAUAGAACACAUGUACAUUACGUAUGGAUUUGCUAUGGGUCUAGGCUUUGCCAUCGCCUAUCAACCCUCCCUUUACAUCCUUGGGAUAUACUUUCAGAAGCGCCUAGGUGUCGCAAACGGUCUGGUCACCUUCGGCAGUGCCAUCUUCACCAUUGUCUUACCCAUUGCCAUGAGGGAGAUCCUCAACAACCAUGGACUUGGACCUUGCCUUUGGUUCCAGAGCUCCAUCAUCUUCGUCAUGCUUGUUGGCAGUCUGACCUUUCGACCUCGACCGGAAGCGGUUGAGGUCCUGGACCUGAAGGAGGACUAUACUUCCGUCCAGAGGACAGAUGAUGAUAGUGACCUUCAGGAAAAUAUAGGAUGCUGUAGGAGGCUGUGCAGGAGAUUGAAAUGUAGCAAGUGUUCUUGUAGCAGUAUAAUUGAUGUCAGUAUAUGGAAGGAGAGGAACUACAGGAUAUGGGCCAUAGGGGUCCCGCUAGGACUCUUUGGAUAUUUCGUGCCUUUCUUUCAUUUGGUGAAACAUGUCAAUGACACACUUCCUGAAGCAAGAGCGGAGGUUCUUAUCAUGUGCCUUGGUGCUACAUCGGGACUCGGUCGACUUGUCUCAGGAUUCUUAAGUGACCAUCCAAAGAUCAACCCCGUCUAUAUCCAACAGAUCGCCUUCCUUGUCAUCGGCGUCUCGACAACGCUGAUGCCCGUCAUUCGAAACUUCAUUGGUCUUUGCAUUCUCAUCCUCAUUAUGGGAGUUUUCGAUGGUGCGUUCGUCUCGAUGAUGGGUCCCAUUGCCUUCAAUCUGGUGGGGCCGCAGAGGGCGUCCCAGGCAAUCGGAAGUGUCCUGGGUCUCAUGUCCAUUCCGAUGAUGAUUGGUCCUCCGGUAGCAGGUUUGAUUUACGACAUGACCGGUACUUACACAAUCGCCUUCAUCUGCUCAGGUGUACCUCCCAUCGUCACCGCCUGCAUCCUCUUUCUCCUUCGACCCGACUCGAACGAAAAGGACGUCGACGGCGAGAAGAUCGACGCUGCCACAGAGAAAGAGCGAGAGGCAAUGAUGCCCCAGGGGGCAACGUCGGCGAUGGCGACCAAGGAGAUGGAAGCAAUGAUGGGCAAUGACUCCAGGGAUGAGAUGGCUGGGAUAGGUAGGCUUCGAGGAGGGAGCACAGAUGAUGCAGGCUUCGAUGACAGACGUGGUUUAGAGGAUGACCGCGGAAGGAGGAGGAGUUAUAGGAGAGAUAUUCUGUCACCAAGCGACACUCGCAUCAUCAUGGAAAAACAUGAUUCGCAUAGCAAUGGUAAUCAUCAUCCAAACGGCGUCCGUAGCAACGGAGAAAUCUACAGAUACGCUGGGGUCUUUACAGAGGGGUUCGGCAGCAAAGGCGUUCUAGCCAAUGCGUAUGGGCUGGAAGAGGAGGGGAGUAGAUCGCCGUAUGCGCAGCGGAAUCGAAACCAAAGCAAUCACCAUGGAAACCAGAAUGGGCGUGUCCACAAGGGUAACAAAUUCGAGAUGAAUGGGAUCGUUCACAGAAUAGACUCUCACACAGAUGAACUUGGGACUAUGAUCAACAUCAUGGACAGGGAAACAACUGUAUAAAUUUUUGAAAUCAAGGCACUGGUCCUUGCUCCUCACUGCCUCAAGUUGUCAUUGACUGACUGUUGCUAUAGUAACAGGUCAAUGACGGUUCUUUUCAGUAGUCAGAAUCGAGGAUUUCAUUGAAACCUUCAGGGAGUAACGACUUGUUAUAGUGGUGACAUUACUCAUGAAAGGUGAUCUUAUGAAGAUCUUAUUCGCUUCGUUUUCCAUACAGCUUUAUCAUUUUGCCAAAAGUUGUACGUGUAUUUAUGAACAUAGUCACAGAAACUGAGAACUGAGAGAUUUGUAUAUAAGAUAAUAUAUGCAUGUGAAUCGUGAUUAAAAUGUAUAUAUGUAAUCAUGGAGUAUUUUAAUUAGAUUACGACGAUGUGUAUAUUAAAGGGAAUUUAAUUGUAAAUAUAUGCAAGAUGCCUUAGAUUGAUACGAAUACCUCCACCGCGCUUCUGUGGAAAAUGAUGCAAAAAAGGGACUAAGUGUGUGAAAUCGUGAAGCGUCAUCAUUACGUUAGAAGUACCACCGAAUAAAGCAAGCUUGAUCAUUUGCUGCCUCGCAUCUUCAUGGUAUACCGAAGGUUUAGAUGUUAUACAUGGCUUUUGUAGGAACAUCUGGGAUGGAGUAGCGGAAUGACGGGCCGUUCAUACCACAAGCCGUCAUUCACUCGAGUGAGCGAAUUAUUUGCACGUAUUUUACCAUCACUCACUCGGGAGAAUGAUUGAUGAGUUUUAUCCAAUCAGAGAACUAGAAUCGUUAUCGAGACCCCCUCACUGAAGUGGUUGUACAUUCACUCGAGUGGUUGUACAUUCACUCCAAUUGUUGUACAUCCACUCAAUUAGAUUUAAAUCCACUUGAAUGGAUGUAAAACCACUUCAGUAAGGGGAAUCUCUAUAACGAUUCUAGCUCUCUGAUCGGAUGAAACUCUUCAAUCAUUCACUCUCCCGAGUGAGUGAUGGUAAAAAACGUACAAAUCAUUCAUUCACCAAGCAUGCUCUAGGGAGUGAAUGAAUGACGGCUUAUGACAUGAACGGCCCGUCAUAGAAUGACGCUGUUUUCCGGGGGGGGGGGUGUAUCAUACUGAUGAACAAGAAAGGACUCGAUACCCUAGAGGGGCCAAAGUUUCAUUUCAGCAUUACUUGCUCCCCAUAGUAUAUUCGAAAUUAUUGAAUUCCCCCAAUAUGCAGUAUACCACGUAAAUGAGUUAGUUAUAAAAUAACGUCAAGGAGGCGCGUAUUCUAAAAUGCCCCGUGUUUCCUUUCCCUUAUUUAUCAUAUCAAAAUGUACACAAGGUGUAUGUGGGAUAUCAAAUGUGUUUUUGAAAAAUCCUUUACUUGGAAUUUAUAUGACUCCGGUAUUUAUUUAUCUUUACUGCAUAUGUGACAGUGUUCAAAGAAGAUAAAGAGACAAAAAUUAAUGUAGGAUUUAAACGACUUUUAUCAUAAUAUGUACAUGUAGUGUCCAUAAUGAGCUAUUUGCCAUUUCAAUACAAGCGGGAUAUUUUUUAAAGUAUAUCUUACGUCGAAAUGAAUCAACAAUAAUUAUUGCUCGUCCCAGCGAACAUCUGACGAUCUGAUGCUUCUUAGCAACCACUCUGCAAGCUGCUUGUGACUGACCAUAGGUCUAAAAGAGAUGCUGCCUUUGGGUUAGAAUUCAAUUACUUUGUGAUAAGUUGUCUAUAUUACAUUAUAGCUGCUUUCUUCCAUGAGCGGAAGUCGUAUUACAUUUCUUCUAACACGUAUAUCUAUUAUGAUGUGCCUUAAGUUACAGUGAAAUCAUACUGAUCUUCCAUUUUGUAUUUAGCUAGAGAUGCUUUUUAAAUACAUUUCAUAUGCAAUGUGCAAUAAA
Messenger RNA from Lytechinus variegatus (green sea urchin), 4597 nucleotides. RefSeq names its product monocarboxylate transporter 10-like. The coding region runs from base 857 to 2758 and encodes 633 amino acids. Gene Ontology annotation, molecular function: monocarboxylic acid transmembrane transporter activity. The transcript has 5 exons. NCBI's taxonomy places the organism in Eukaryota, Metazoa, Echinodermata, Echinoidea, Temnopleuroida, Toxopneustidae. The record is from RefSeq and is a predicted model, not a curated record. Gene Ontology annotation, biological process: transmembrane transport.